AUGCUCGCUGUCGGUUGCGGCAUCACGGCCACAACUACAACAACCGGCGAGGGUGUCUGUAGCAGCUUUAACCCCGAUGAAGACCAGGGAGACAGCAAUGGCCGGCUUCCUAGCAGGGCCACGACUGCUGUUUCAACAGUCUCGGCCACCACGACGACUAUCGACAAAGAUCCCCCCACUUCUUCCGAAACCACGGUCAAGACCACAGCCAAGACCUCGACCAAGACUUCGACGACAUCUUCCCCCCCGGCUGCGACAGCCGCCGACGGCUGCAGUAAUGUAGGUGGUAGUAGCAGUGCCACCCGGCGCUGCUGGAACAAAUGCGACCCGGACACGGGCUCGCCCAUUGGCGGCGACUGGGCGGAAAACGACCCCUGGUGCUACAUAUCGCAAAGCGGAAGCGAUCCGUUUGCCAGCUGCUUCAAGCAGGCCGACUGUCCGACCGACUUUGAGUGCGCGAAAUCAUGGGGCUGCGUUGUUCCGCCGUCCGGUGGGUGCGCGCCCCAGGGCGGCAAUACCGGGCUAGCAAACACCUGCUGGAGCAGCUGCAACGAGAAGACGGGAAAGCGCACGAAUGAUGAGUGGGAAGAGGGAAUGGCAUGGUGCUGGCUGAAGGGGGACCGAUAUUUUGCCAGCUGCAAGGAGGCUGACGACUGUAGUGCCAUCACGGAGUGUGUUCCUGACUUUUGGUCCUACGGCGGGUGUGAUACUAAGGAUAAGACAGGGUGA
Aspergillus melleus is the source of this 729-nucleotide messenger RNA. RefSeq lists its product as uncharacterized. The record is from RefSeq and is a predicted model, not a curated record. NCBI's taxonomy places the organism in Eukaryota, Fungi, Ascomycota, Eurotiomycetes, Eurotiales, Aspergillaceae. The transcript has a single exon. Bases 1 to 729 code for a protein of 242 amino acids.